UGAGCAAAGCUGUAAACUCCAGCCCGCAGUUCGGUUCUUUAGAAACGAGUUACUUCCGUUACUAUCUGUUGGACGUCUGACCCUGCCCGUUCAGUAAAAGCGGGCAAGGCUUCCAAAAUGCCACGCGUUCACAGUCUGUUUGCAUUGUUAGUGUUCUUAGUGUUUCUUUCAGCUGGAUUUACAACUGUAUUCGCUGAGGAUAGUGGUUCGGGUCAUGAUGAAUCAGUUAGUGAUGUUUCAUCUGAAGCGAAAUACGCAGGUAAAACUGAGACGCAAAUUGAUACCGAUGAAGCGUUAGAAGAUGACGAUAAAGAUGCGGCACUGAAACCUUCAGAAAAGUUUAAAGCACGUCAUCAUGAAAUUGAAUUAGUGGAAGAUGUGCCAGAAACGAUAGACAGAAAGGAAACAGACGCUGAAGGCGUUCCUGAUACCCCCGAAACGAACCCGAGUGAUGAUAGGACAAGAUCAGGGAAUUUAGAUGUCUACUAUGACUGUAAAGACAACAGGUUUGGCCCUCCAACCCAUCGACUUGGCCCAAGAGAAAGCGCCUAUGUCAUCACGGAGACUCGUCUUAGGGAGAUCCGCAGCGAAUUCCUGUACUGUUUCUUUGAUAAGGGUGGCGAUGAUGGCAAUGGUGACUACCAGCAAGACAUCCACAACUCUGUACCUCAAAUCCACAAGAAUUUCAACUUCCAACUGCCUUUCUAUGGGUUCCGGUUUAAUUAUACCAGACUUUCCAUGAAUGGGUAUCUUGAGUUCAGUGAUCCACCAGAGCACUACACGUACCCCCUGGUCUUCCCAAUAAAGGAAUGGCCCAAGAAGAAUGACCCAGCCUUCAUUGGGAUCUUCUUCAGCAAAUCUCGUAUUGGCAAGAUCCGGAAUGAAGAUGUUGACCAAAGGAGGCCAGGAGUGUACUUCCGCCUAGAGAGAGAUCUGCAGUCUCGUACUGACCAGUUUGGUGUCGAGAUGAGGGAACGCCUGAAAUGGGACAUCCGUGAAGGAAUAAUUGGGGCUGACACCUUUAAUCCCAAACAUGCUAUAAUUGUCACAUGGAAAAACAUGUCAUUUGCUGGUGGCAUUGAUAAUUCACUAUACAGAACAAAUACUUACCAGCUGGUGCUGGCCACAGAUGAGGUUUAUUCAUAUGCCAUAUUCAAUUAUGUUAAUUUACAAUGGACCAGUCACACAGAAGCUGGCGGUGACACAACAACUGGAGAGGGUGGUGUGCCUGCAUUUAUUGGAUUUAACGGAGGAAAUGGGACUCAGAGCUUCGAAUAUAAACCCUACUCUCAGGAUUCAGUUUUACGAGACCUUGUCGGCAGAGGCUGGACUAACGGCUUCCCAGGAAGACAUAUUUUCCGCAUUGAUGAGAAAAUCAUGGUUGGAAAUUGCAACAAAGAUAUUGCGGGAGCAAAUCUUCUGUUAAUGUUUGCUCCAGAGAGUGGUAACAUGUUGGGAGGCACUGUGGUUAACAUUACUGGGCCCUGUUUUGUUCCCGGAGAGAAAAUUCAAUGCAGGUUUGAUGACACAACAGUAACGGGAACAGUAGUGGAUUCCAACAGAGCCAUUUGUGUACAACCAUUUAUGAUGGCUGAGGGCUAUGUGCGUUUUGAGAUAGCAACUGGAGUAUCAAAAUUCAACUGGAAAGGAAAAUUCUUUGUUGAGACUCCAGCCACAGCAACAGAUAGAAUAUUUUUUGAAGGGGACUCUGUCCAUGAAAGGGCUCCAGCUGAGAUUAGGAUUUCUUGGAACAAACACAAUUUAACCACCAGUGAAAGUGCGCCUAUCAAGAUCUCACUGUGGGGAUAUAAGGAAACAACGAUUCGCCCAGAACUGCUGUACAUCGACAUGAUUGAGGAGAGCACAGUGAAUUCUGGCAGUUACAUCAUCUCACCGGGCAACUUCAGAUCACGCUCUAAUCCAGGAACUGAUAAUCUGAAAUUUGGAUUUAUUCACAUCAACCUGACCAAUCCAACACAGCAUGCAGGCCUUACGGUAUCUCCGGUCCUAUGGAGUAAACCGAUUCCAUUGGCUUGGUAUUUCAAUGGCCAAUGGGAACGCAAAUAUGGAUCCAGAUGGAGUGAGGAACUGUGUAAUGACUGGAUAACUGAUGAUCGUUACCUCAAAAAUUUUGCUGCUGAAGUUUCACAGUGCCCCUGUACAUUGGAACAUGCCUUGGCUGAUAAAGGACGCUUCCUGCCAGACUUUGAUUGUGACAAGGAUGCCAACCCGAGCUGCUUCUAUCACAAGGGUGCGGUACACUGUGUCCGUUCUGGAGCUCCAAGUCAGAUUGGUUCAGGCCAGCAAUGCUGCUAUGACAAGAACAACUACCUUAUGCUUAGUUAUGACCAACAGUGGGGAUCAUGGCCCCACAGGUCACAUAACCUUGGUUUCUUGCCCUGGAAUGAAGCCAACAAGGUACCAACACUGUCACACUGGUAUCAUGACAUUGCACCAUUCUACAUGUGCUGCCUGUGGCAAGAGGAGCAAGCAGUUGGUUGUGAGACAUUCCGAUUUGAACGCAGACCCACGCAGGACUGCGUUGCAUACCAGUCACCUUUUGUUGCCACUGUGUUUGGUGACCCACAUAUCAUCACAUUUGAUGACUUGGAGUACACGUUUAAUGGGAAAGGAGAGUUCGUUUUGUUACAUUCUGACACUCCAAAACAGAAAUUUGAUGUUCAGGGUCGUUUUGAGCAGCUCCCUGACAAUAUCUACGGGGAGGUGAGAGCCACACAGCUGACAGCCAUUGCAGCGAGAGACAACACUUCGGCUAUCAUAGAAGUACGUCUGAGACCUAAGCAUGCCCAGUGGAGGUAUCAUCUUGAUGUGUUUGCCGCUGGGAAGAGGGUGUACUUUGACAGGACAUCCUUGAGGAUCCAGCACUUCCCUGGAGUCACAGUGUACAUGCCAACGUACAUUCUGAACCAGUCAGAGAUAAUAAUGAUGUUUGAAUCUGGUGCUGGAGUCGAGGUUGUGGAGAAUGAGGGCUUUAUGACUACAAGGGUCUACUUACCAUGGUCUUUCAUGAAUCAAACGAGGGGCCUUUUUGGAAACUGGAGUCAUGAUAUCAUAGAUGAUUUCACACUUCCAAAUGGUAUGAUGGGAAGUGUUGGAACAAACAUCAAUAAUUUUGAAAGUAUUCACAAGGACUUUGCAUUGCAUUGGUUAUUAGAGGACAAAGAUGAUCCCAAUAAAGGGGUUGCUCUCUUCACCCGAGAAUUUGGCAGAACUGCGAGUUUCUAUGCCAACAAGACCUUCGUGCCAGAGUAUCGAAAGAAUCCGCAAGAUAUCAUUCCUAGUAACAGGACUAAGGACAUUGAAAUGGCGAUCAGUUUGUGUGGAGAUGCAUAUCAGUGCCUCUACGACUACUCACUGAGUCUGAACAGAGAUAUGGCUCAUUUCACCAGGAACUAUCUGGACAGUUUUGUGAACAUUAAAGCAAAGAACAAGGAAAGAGUGAUAUCAUGUGGCGUUCUGGAGACUCCUCGGUUUGGACGCAAAAGUAACUUCCUUUUUGUGCCUGGGACCAAAGUGACUUUUGAAUGUAAUCAAGAUUUUGUUCUUAUUGGAGAUCAACGCCGUGUCUGCACAGAGACAGGGCGGUGGGACACUCCUGUGUACGGAUACACUGAAUGUCUACGUCAGCAGGAGUAUUCGUCACGCCAAAUUGGGAUAACAUUUGGUGUGAUUCUGGGUGUGAUGGUACCAAUAAUCCUGAUUGGAGCAUGCAUCGCUUACCACAUUAUUAAGAGACGUAGAGUUAAGGACACAUCUACCGAAUCAUGGCACUAUAAGCCAGAGCUAGCACCUGCUAUGGCACCUUCCAUAGCACCACUGAAAGCAAACACUUUCAAUGCCUACCGCCGCAGCGAAGGUGCAGCAAGUGACCGCAGUGACCGGAGCAGCUCGGGCAGCAGCAGUUUGGGUGGGAUGAAGAAACGCAGGAUGUAUGACCGUUCAUAUCGUACUCAUGAACCACUUCCUGGAAAGCCACCUGUUGAUUUUGAUGAAAAGUUAUGGGACCUGGGGGAGGAAGCUGAGGGAAGGGGUGCGGACUCAUCACUUACUACAAGUGAUGAAACAUACUCUGACAUGAGCAGUAAAGCUGUAUAUAGGCACAGUCGUGAGACAGUUAUUUACUAAACAGCAUGUGACAUCAAAGUUCAGAACUUACAGUAUUAUCAUUUCACUGAAGAAAUGUUAUAACGUGUUGUGAUAAAAAGAAAUCAGUGAAGAAACAUUAUAUUAAAAAUAAUCUUGAAUUCUUGAACAUUUCUUCACUACAGGACCAUGGAAACACAUAAAUUAGCGUAGAAUAUGUUCCCAAUUUAUCAUACAAAUGUUUAUAAUGAGGCCCAAAAAACCAAAUGUUCUAGCCUCUAAGCAUUUCUGCUGCCCCCUUUUUUGGGAUUUGUAUCUCCACGACUGUAAAAGAGAGUGAAGAUUUUUGUACUAGUAAUUUAACAUACAUAGUACCUGUUCUUUGCCCAGGCUGCUGUUCUUGUCAAUACUACGAUAUAAAGCUGCUAAAACUUUAAAAGAGGGAAUAACUCUUAAAUUUAAAAAAAUUGAGAAUUACUCACAUAAUUAAGAAAGAACAGGAAACAAAGAUCCAAAUCGCACCCAAAAACUCUACCACAAUACUUGCAUAUUGCAUUAGCAGACAUGGCUCCAGUACAUAUCAGUAAGAGUGCAGUGCAAAUUUCUUUAAUAUCUUUGAGCAUUCUCUUUUGGGUCUGCAGUAGGAAACAAAUAAGUUGCCCAUAUAUAUAUAAUGGGAGCUGGGAUAGCGCAGUUGGUAUAGCUACUGGCUACAGGCUGGAUGACCGAGGGGUC
Molecule: messenger RNA, 4839 nt
Organism: Cryptotermes secundus
Lineage: Eukaryota; Metazoa; Arthropoda; Insecta; Blattodea; Kalotermitidae
Gene: mesh
Product: protein mesh
Exons: 20
Coding region: 118-4146 (1342 amino acids)
Biological process (GO): cell-matrix adhesion
Source: RefSeq, a predicted model, not a curated record